Messenger RNA from Lolium rigidum, 777 nucleotides. Its product is annotated as CMP-sialic acid transporter 2-like. Gene Ontology annotation, molecular function: pyrimidine nucleotide-sugar transmembrane transporter activity. NCBI's taxonomy places the organism in Eukaryota, Viridiplantae, Streptophyta, Magnoliopsida, Poales, Poaceae. Gene Ontology annotation, biological process: pyrimidine nucleotide-sugar transmembrane transport. The record is from RefSeq and is a predicted model, not a curated record. Gene Ontology annotation, cellular component: Golgi membrane. The transcript has 11 exons. The coding region runs from base 1 to 777 and encodes 258 amino acids.
AUGGGCAUCACCGAGAUUCGUCCAGACUUAUGCUUGUCAAUUGUGUUGUGUGCUGACGAGCUGUACUAUCCUGGCAAUCUAAAGGAGACUUAUGAUGUCAUAUUUCAGGACAUAAAAAGCCCUGAUGGGAGGUCCCUUUCUAGCACUGCAGCAUCUUCCACGCUUGGCGACGCAGGAGGUUUGAAGGGCAAGCAUAGCUGGAAGCAAAAGUCCAUUGUUACGCUUGCAUUGACAUUACUAACAAGUUCCCGGGCAAUACUGAUUGUGUGGUCAAAAAGAGCUGGAAAGUAUGAGUAUAGUGUCACAACAGCAAAUUUUUCGGUGGAAGCUCUGAAAUGUCUAUUAUCACUUGUAGCCCUGUACAGAACAUGGAACAGUCAAGGUGUUACAGAAGAUAAUAGGUUAAGUACCUCACUAGAUGAAGUUAGUGUUUAUCCUAUUCCCGCCGCACUUUACAUGGUAAAGAAUCUAUUGCAGUAUUACAUCUUUGCUUAUGUGGAUGCACCAGCUUACCAGAUCCUGAAGAACCUGAAUAUUAUUAGCACUGGUGUCUUAUACCGUAUCAUUCUAAAGAAGAAGUUAAGUGAAAUUCAGUGGGCUGCAUUUAUUCUUCUAUGUGCUGGCUGCACUACUGCUCAGCUUAAUCCCUCAUCAGACCAUGUUCUUCAAACCCCUCUUCAAGGUUGGAUGAUGGCAAUUGCGUUGGAUGAAAAGGCAAGUGGCCUGCAACUAUUCAUCGUGGCAGUGCUUGGUGCUCUCGCCCUGGCAAGGAUGUGA